AUGACCGUCACCUACACCCUCGAGGUCAGCAAGGCAAAAUUCUGGGGCUUUCCCAAGCUGCUGGCCAGAUGGAAGGGCUCUAUUUAUCGCUUGAUUUACCGUGAAAUGCUAGUCUUCCUUAUUGCCUACUACACCAUACUUCUAGUAUAUCGAUAUUUGCUAGAUGUUGAGCAGAAGAGAACGUUUGAAGCAAUAGCCUUGUAUAGUCGAGAAUUCUGCUCAGAAGUGAUGGUCACGUUUGUGCUCGGGUUCUAUGUGACGCUUGUGAUGGGGAGGUGGUGGCAACAGUACAUGAAUAUCCCUUGGCCGGACAGAAUCUCAAUGCAAAUCGCCGCCUACGUCAACGGUACUGACGAGCGAAGUCGCAUGAUUCGAAGAGCCAUGGCUAGAUACCUCAAUUUAUUGACGCUUUUUACGUUUCAGAAUACCUCAACUGUCAUCAAGAAGCGUUUCCCAACAAUGGAACAUCUUGUCGCUGCGGGGUUGAUGACUGAGGAAGAGAAAGCUGAGCUUGAUAAUACUGCAACGCCGCAUGGAGUUUGGUGGCUUCCCGCCCACUGGUUCGUCCAAUUGGCGGUCCUGGCCCGAAGGGAAUGCAGAAUUCAUGACGAUUUUCAUCUAAAGACACUAAUAGACGACGUGAUGGAGUUCCGAGGGAUGUGUGGUAUGAUUUGGUCUUACGAUUGGAUAUCAGUACCACUCGUUUACACCCAGGUCGUUACCAUCGCCGUGUACAGUUUCUUUGCAGCAUCGUUAUUUGGUCGUCAGUAUUUGUAUAACAGCGAGGCGCCGAAUUCCUUCCCUAUCGUGGAUUACUACGUUCCGUUGUUCACUAUUUUCCAAUUUUUCUUCUUCGUCGGGUGGCUGAAGGUGGCCGAGUCGAUGAUAUGCCCAUUCGGGGAGGAUGACGAUGAUUUUGAUCUGAACUGGAUCAUCGACCGUAACAUCCAAAUUGCCUACCAAAUUGUUGAUCAGCUGCAUGGAAGGACACCAAAGCUUUCCAAGGACCCUCUCUGGGAUGAGGCCGAACCGACACUACCGUAUACUGAAGCCUCAGCUGCCUUCAAGACAGAACCUCACGUUGGCUCGACGACUGCUAUGAACAUCCCUGAGAAAGCUGCCCAAUGGGAAGCCACCGAUGUAAUGCCAGCCAUAUGUGAAGAGGAUGGCGCAAAUUAUUACAUUCGAAAGAACAAAGACCUUGACGAUGAUGAUGAUGGAGAUAGUGAUACUGCGAGUCAGCCUAGUCGAUUGAGAAGAAGCCGUCAACGCCUCCCCGGCCUGAUGCCCGGAUACAGCCGCCAAAACCUGGCCAGCCGCGUCGGCAGCAAGUUUGGCAGCCUGAAUUCUGUCUUCGGGGUUAAACCACCCUCGUCUCCGCCUAUUCCAAGCGUUCGCAAGAUGUCGAUCAGUAGGGCCCGGAAUAUGGACAGCAAUAUGUCGGAUGACUUCUCGAUCUUUAAGUUCUCCGACACGCUGAUCCGGGACAGUCAGCUCAAUAUCGAGUCGUUCAACACGUGUAAUGUGCUUGAUGGUGAUGCUGAAGCGGUGAUGGCCAAUGCUCCUCCUGUACUUCAAAUGCUUCCGACUCCUUCCGAGAAGGUCUACAACGCCACGGCUCUACAAAACGUGCCGGAGCACGGCGUUCUCGAUCUCACGGAACCGGAAAUGCCCCGGAAAAUGUCGAUUCAAGGAGUUCAAGGAGUUCAGGGAAUCCAAGGGCCUGCUACAACAUUUGACGACCACAAUUCUGCCUCUGAAAUUAGUGACUCGAACAGCCAGACGCUGCUCUGCAAGAAAAGCGAUGAUGAA
Messenger RNA from Mesorhabditis spiculigera, 1812 nucleotides. Lineage: Eukaryota; Metazoa; Nematoda; Chromadorea; Rhabditida; Rhabditidae. The record is from the annotation of a GenBank genome assembly.